UUGUCUUUCUCAUGCAUCAUCCUUAUUCCAUCCUUGUUUUACAAGUUAUGGAACAAAACAUCUUAAUCAGCUUAUGUAUCUUCUGUGUUUUUCAGUCAGCGAUGGCUUUCAACAUUGAUCCUAUUACGUGGAGAGAUUUCCCUGAUCCAUCAAAGAGCCAAAAUACUGCUUUUGGCUACAAGAUAAUACAAAGCAAAUCAAGUCUGCUUGUGAGUGAUCCAUUCAUUCAAAUCACUAAAAAUGAAAGAGGGCGGAUUUAUGGCUGUCCGGUCAGAAAAGACAUUGUGGCACACCCCUGUUCACCACUUGCCAUUGAGGUUCCCUCUGAAGCAGUCAACAUGUCUCUUGGACUUUCCAUGACUCAAGAUCCAUACUCUUCAAGAUUGGCAAUUUGUGGUCCAACCAUUCCAAAUAAAUGUGAAAAUGUUACUACCUACAAUGGCAUGUGCUUUAUUUUUGAAAGCAGCAUGACUGUACCAAACAUUGAAAAAACUGUACAAAGUCCUUUGAAAGCCUGCCCAGGUCAGAUUGAUGUAGCAUUUUUACUGGAUGGCUCUGGUAGUGUAGGCUCUAAAAACUUUGAAACAAUGAAAGGUUUUGUGGCAAACAUGAUUAAGCGUUUUAUUGAGCGGGAUGCACAGUUUGCCAUUGCACAGUACUCCAAAGAUUGUGAGAUUCAUUACAACUUUAAUCAACUCAACACUCAAGACAGUAUGUGGGAAAGAAAGGUGUUAAAUAUACCUUACCAAUCCGGAGGUGCUACUUACACUGCAGGGGCUAUCAAAACAGUUGUGAGACAAUUAUUUACAGAAACUGCAGGAGCAAGACCAUCAGCAGUUAAACUCUUAGUUGUUAUUACUGAUGGACAGUCACAUGACAAAUCUGAACUGCCAAAUGCAUCUUUAGAAGCACAGAGAAAGAACAUCAUACGCUUUGCGAUUGGGGUUGGCAGUGCUUUCAACAGUUAUAAUGCAAGAGAGGAGUUGAAGACAAUUGCUACUGAUCCAAAUUCUGGUGUGUUUAGAGUGACAGACUUUAAUGCAUUAAAUUACAUUCGUAAAAGCCUGGAAGAUUAUAUUAUUGCCAUUGAAGGAAACAAAACAACUGAUGAUUCCUCCAGAUUGGAGUUUAAACAGGAUGGAUUCAGCACAGCUUUCACAUCAUAUCAAAGUGUGUUAUUAAAUGCUGUAGGAGCUAAUCAGUGGAAAGGUGGCUAUGAAGAAUAUAAUUCAAAUACUAGCUUUCAAGUAGGCAGUGAGCAUGAAAGCUAUCUAGGUUAUUCAAUGGCUAUAGCAACAGUGUCAGGAAUCAACUACGCAAUUCUGGGAGCCCCAAGACACGAGAAUAAAGGACAAGUUGUUGUUUCAAACGUAAACGCCAUUCAAAAAGACAAACUGACGCUGGAUUCUCCAAAGCCUCAGAAUGGGUCAUAUUUUGGAGCUGAAGUGUGUGUGGUGGAUCUGGACUCUGACAGCAAUACAGAUCUUUUGUUGGUAUCGGCACCAACAUACACAGAGGGUGACAGAGAAGGCAACGUGUUUGUAUACGUUUAUUCACGUCGGCAACUCUUCACUUUUUCGGAAAUGGUGCUUGUGGGCAUGGCAGGGCAGAGGGGGAGAUUUGGUGCGUCGCUGGCCAGUCCAGCAGAUCUGAAUAGUGAUGGUUUCAAUGAUUUAGUGAUUGGAGCUCCUUUAGAAGAUGAUGGACAAGGCAGCAUCUACAUCUUUAAUGGAAAGCCCAGAGGAAUCAUUUCAACAUACUCACAGAGGAUUAGUGGAUCAUCAGUUCGAUCAGGUCUGAAGUUUUUUGGGAUUUCACUAAGCCAGUCCUCUCUAGACCAGAGUGAAGACAACCUAGUUGACAUUGCUGUUGGAUCAAUGGGAACAGUGCAUCUUCUCAGGUCCAGACCCAUCAUGAGCUUGGAAACCGAAGUAUCUUACAAUCCAUCCCAAAUCCCAACCAGUGACAAUACAGAUUGCACAAAGCCAUUGAAUAACACGCUGACAUUGUGUCUGAAAAUGAGUGGAUAUAAACAUAAUAUAACAGAUUUGUUUGCAAUUAUUACAUACACAAUAACACUGGAUGCCAAACGACAGAAAUAUCGAGCAUACUUCCCAAACAAAAAUCCUACCCUCAUAGAUAAGAUGAACAUUAAAUGCAAUGUGAAACAGUGCAACAGUUAUUCUUUCUUUAUAGAGCGUUUUUCAGAAGAUGCUCUGAACCCACUGUCCAAUCAGAUAAUUUUCACAUUUGAGGGGGUUCCAUCCACCAGUGGAGCUACAAAAGACUUAAAACCAGUACUUCUGCCUGAGAUGAAUAACAGAGCAGAUAGCAAUAUUAUUACCCAAGUGGAGGUGUAUGAGGAGGCAAACCUCACUAAAAAGGUCACAAUAGGAGUCACGGGGGGGUCACAGGAGGACUAAUGCUACUUGGCCUCAUCACAGUGGCUCUCUCUAACCUGGGUUCUUCAAAAGCCAAUACAAGCUGGAGGAAACAUAUGGAGGUGCAGGAGGCGAGGCAGCACAUGAAUAUGCAAUUCACCUCCUACAAAAAUAUGUACAAUGAGUUAUCAUUUAUAUGAUGAGGUGUAUUCUAACAUAAAUAUAUUUUGUAAGCAUAUAUUGCUUGUUUUGUGUUUGAUAUUCUUGUAUCUAACCACUAAGUGUAACAAUAUAGUUUGGCUGAUUUAGGAAUCUUGUGCAAGGAUUUGUAAAAUACCUUAAUACAAGUAUUGUAGUGCUAGCUAGUUUAGUGGUUUUGCAUAAUGUGGAAGAUUAUCCUUUGUUU
Molecule: messenger RNA, 2787 nt
Organism: Misgurnus anguillicaudatus (oriental weatherfish)
Lineage: Eukaryota; Metazoa; Chordata; Actinopteri; Cypriniformes; Cobitidae
Product: integrin alpha-M
Biological process (GO): cell adhesion mediated by integrin; cell-cell adhesion; cell-matrix adhesion
Cellular component (GO): integrin complex; external side of plasma membrane
Molecular function (GO): integrin binding
Source: RefSeq, a predicted model, not a curated record